GACAAUUGCAAAAUAAGUUUGAAAAUAAGUUUUACGUGGGCACCAGACCUAACAAAAUUAACACUUAAACCCGAAAUAUUAUUGCGAUGGGAUUGGACCCUUGAGGGUAAACAGAGAAGGGAAUGGGAGGUGGAAAAUGGUAGUGGUGAUUGUUUUUGUUUACUGACUGAAAAAAAAAAUAAAAAAAUGUGGAGAUAACUGAAGUUAGUGGUCAUAGUGAUGCCCCAGUCUUAUCCUCAAAUGUAAGAAUGAAUUAAAAAUAAGAAUGGCGAUGGCCACAAAAGCAGACAUUCAGAAACAUGGCGAGCAUGGUGGUGGUGCAGCCCAUGAAACCAUCUUCCGCCGUCAUUUCGUCCUCAUUCUCCGACUUCAAUGGCACAAGAAUAACUACCUCACUCCAGUGUAAGAGGAAAUCAUGGCAGCCGAAAGGAGCAUUGCGUGUUACAGCUUCGAGUUCCAAGAACAUUCUCAUAAUGGGAGGGACCCGAUUCAUUGGCCUAUUUUUAUCCAGACUUCUCGUGAAAGAAGGCCAUCAGGUCACCCUGUUCACCCGAGGAAAAGCCCCCAUUGCCCAGCAAUUGCCCGGUGAAUUGGACUCCGAUUUUUCUGAUUUUGCAUCCAAAAUCUUGCACUUGAAGGGAGACAGGAAGGACUUUGAAUUUGUUAAGAGCAGUCUCUCUGCAGAAGGAUUUGAUGUUGUUUAUGACAUAAAUGGACGUGAAGCGGAUGAAGUUGAACCAAUAUUGGAUGCUUUACCAAAUCUUGAACAGUAUAUAUAUUGCUCUUCAGCAGGAGUUUACCUCAAAUCUGAUUAUCUCCCACAUUUUGAGACUGAUGCAGUUGAUCCCAAGAGCCGACAUAAAGGCAAACUUGAGACUGAGAGUUUGUUGGCCUCAAGAGACGUGAACUGGACUUCUAUUAGGCCAGUCUACAUAUAUGGCCCACUUAACUACAAUCCUGUCGAGGAGUGGUUCUUCCACCGUUUGAAAGUGGGCCGUCCUAUUCCGAUUCCCAACUCAGGCAUGCAAGUGACUCAGCUUGGUCACGUAAAGGACCUAGCGACCGCUUUUGUUAAUGUUCUUGGUAAUGAGAAAGCGAGCAAGGAAGUAUUUAACAUCUCUGGAGAGAAAUAUGUCACCUUUGACGGUUUAGCUAGGGCUUGUGCUAAGGCUGGUGGCUUCCCGGAGCCCGAAAUUAUUCAUUACAAUCCCAAGAAGUUUGAUUUUGGUAAAAAGAAACCAUUUCCUUUCCGGGACCAGCAUUUCUUUGCAUCGGUUGACAAGGCAAAGAGCGUGCUCGGUUGGAAACCAGAGUUCGAUCUUGUGGAAGGCCUUACAGAUUCUUAUAACCUAGACUUUGGCAGGGGAACAUUCCGCAAAGAAGCGGACUUCUCAACGGAUGACAUUAUUCUUGGAAAGAGCCUCGUUCUACAGAGCUAGUCCGAUUGUGUGAUCUUUCUUCUGUUUAUUUUCAACAUUGUUAUAUAAUUAAUUCGGGGUCAAUUUUCCAGAGGGGGGAAAAUGUAUGCGUUUAUAGUUUUGUAAGUUAUCAAACAUCUCCAAGUGGAACUUGGAUAGUUCAGUUGCAAUGUCACAUGGCAAGAAAAGGCUUAUGGUUUAAUAAUAAAAAUAUUGAAAAUAAUAUUAUAAAAAUAAAUAUUGUGUUAAUUAAUUUAUAAUAUUGUAAAAAUAAAUAUUGUGUUA
Striga asiatica is the source of this 1703-nucleotide messenger RNA. NCBI's taxonomy places the organism in Eukaryota, Viridiplantae, Streptophyta, Magnoliopsida, Lamiales, Orobanchaceae. The record is from the annotation of a GenBank genome assembly.